Molecule: messenger RNA, 357 nt
Organism: Marasmius oreades (fairy-ring Marasmius)
Lineage: Eukaryota; Fungi; Basidiomycota; Agaricomycetes; Agaricales; Marasmiaceae
Exons: 1
Coding region: 1-357 (118 amino acids)
Source: RefSeq, a predicted model, not a curated record
AUGGCCGCUCUCAACCUUCGUGAGACCUACCGACAGAAAUAUUUACUCUAUAUGGCUGUCAGGAACCUCACAAAGAAUCACCUCACCCCAUUUCAGCUCUGUGAACUCAUCAUGGACCUUACUGUUCUCAAUACCAUCAAAAACACCUGCUAUCUAAAUCCUCGCACCAAUGUACCAAAAGCUGGUCAGCUCUUCACCCUUAUGGCCGAGUACAGAAGUGACACUUCACAUCAUCAUCAUUUUGUGCAUCUGCUUCGAGUGUCUCCUGUGGUUUUUGAUGUCAUUGUAGCAUUGAUUCAUGACCAUCCGGUCUUUCACAAUGACUCCCAGCAUCCACAGGCUCCUGUCGAGCAAUAG